AUGGCUCCCAAGGCCAUCAUCGCCCCCUCCAUCCUGUCUGCCGACUUUGGCAACCUCGGCGCCGAAUGCUCCAAGACGAUGGACCAGGGCGCCGACUGGCUGCACGUUGAUAUCAUGGACGGCCACUUCGUCCCCAACAUCACCUUCGGCGCCCCCGUCGUCGCCAAGAUCCGGCCCCACGUCGACGCGCCCACGGCCUCCUUCGGCCGCGGCACCUUCGACUGCCACAUGAUGAUCGCCGAGCCCAAGCGCUGGGUCAACGAGUUCAAGGCCGCGGGCUGCAACCUCUACUGCUUCCACUACGAGGCCGCCUUCUCCACGGCCGCCGAGACCCCCUCCGCCGCCUCGGAGCUGCGCACGAGCCCGCGCGAGCUCGUCCGCUACGUCCACGACCAGGGGCUCCUCGCCGGCGUCGCCAUCAAGCCCGCCACGCCCGCCGACGUCCUCUACGAGCUGCUCGACAGCGCCGACCCCAAGGAGCGGCCCGACAUGGUGCUCGUCAUGACGGUCGAGCCCGGCUUCGGCGGCCAAAAGUUCAUGGCCAGCGAGCUGCCCAAGGUGCAGGCCCUGCGCGCGCGGUACCCGGACAUCAACAUCGAGGUCGACGGCGGCCUGGGCCCCGGCACCAUCGACCAGGCGGCCGACGCCGGCGCCAACGUCAUCGUGGCCGGCAGCGCUGUGUUUGGGGCCAAGGACCCGAGCGAGGUCAUCGCUCGGUUGAGGGAGGCGGUGGAUGGGAAGAACGGCAAGCUAUAG
Thyridium curvatum is the source of this 756-nucleotide messenger RNA. RefSeq lists its product as uncharacterized. The coding region runs from base 1 to 756 and encodes 251 amino acids. Gene Ontology annotation, cellular component: cytosol. Gene Ontology annotation, molecular function: D-ribulose-phosphate 3-epimerase activity; metal ion binding. The record is from RefSeq and is a predicted model, not a curated record. The transcript has 2 exons. Gene Ontology annotation, biological process: pentose-phosphate shunt; carbohydrate metabolic process; pentose-phosphate shunt, non-oxidative branch. Lineage: Eukaryota; Fungi; Ascomycota; Sordariomycetes; Thyridiales; Thyridiaceae.